Ictalurus furcatus (blue catfish) is the source of this 784-nucleotide messenger RNA. RefSeq names its product fibroblast growth factor 13b (gene fgf13b). The transcript has 5 exons. Gene Ontology annotation, molecular function: fibroblast growth factor receptor binding; growth factor activity. Gene Ontology annotation, cellular component: cytoplasm. Bases 209 to 784 code for a protein of 191 amino acids. The record is from RefSeq and is a predicted model, not a curated record. NCBI's taxonomy places the organism in Eukaryota, Metazoa, Chordata, Actinopteri, Siluriformes, Ictaluridae. Gene Ontology annotation, biological process: positive regulation of cell population proliferation; positive regulation of gene expression; animal organ morphogenesis.
UCGUCACUCAAUCUGCUCAUAAUGGCCUCCACAUAAUCACAGUGUUAAUGGACACGACACUGCAGCCGGAUCUCAUCUCCUCAUCUCAUCUCAUCUCCUCCUCCUCUUCUCCUCUCCUCCUCCUCUUCUCUUCUCUUCUCUUCUCGUCUAUUCCUCGUCUCCUCGUCUCUCGGUGUCCUGCAGCAGGAGCAGCAUCCUCACAUGCAGCAUGGCUUUUCCUUUAAGAAGAUCAGCAUCAGAGCCUCAGCUUAAAGGGAUCGUCACUAAACUGUGCAGCCGUCAGGGCUUUCACCUGCAGCUCCAAGCAGACGGAACCAUCGACGGCACUAAAGAGGAGGACAGCAGUUAUGCGGUGUUUAAUCUCAUCCCGGUGGGUCUACGUGUGGUGGCCAUACAGAGCGUUCAGACGAAACUCUAUCUGGCCAUGAACAACGAGGGCUACCUGUACACCUCCGAACACUUCACUCCGGAGUGUAAGUUUAAGGAGUCCGUGUUUGAGAAUUAUUACGUGACGUACUCGUCCAUGCUGUACCGGCAGCAGCAGUCGGGUCGAGCCUGGUACCUUGGCCUCAAUAAGGAGGGACGAGUGAUGAAAGGGAACCACGUCAAAAAGACCAAACCGGCCGCUCACUUCAUCCCCAAACCCCUCAAAGUUGCCAUGUACAGAGAGCCCUCUCUCCACGACAUGACUGAAUUCUCACGAAGCGGAAGCGGAACUCCGACGAAGAGCCGCAGUGCAUCGGCCAUGCUGAACGGAGGGAAGAUCGCAAGCCAGUCGACUUAA